AUGUCCAGUACAUCUACACCUGGAACCAAGCGGUCUAUCAGCGAAGUCGAAGAUGGUCCAAAUUUUGACGAUGCUACAGAUUUAACAAAUGCUGUUAUUUCAUCAUUACAAUAUCCUGACGAGAAGACUAACGUUUCAAUAAAUUAUUCCAAUGACAAAAAUCUAGCGACUGAAGUCCAAGCCUAUGCUAAGAUAAGCGGAUGCAAUUGGACAUUCUAUGUUAAAUCCUUAGCUAUAUCGAUAGGAAGAAAUACUGAUAAUAAUCAAAAUAGUUCAAGUUUUGUUGACAUUGACUUGGGUCCUGCUAAAGUUGUAUCAAGACAACAUGCCACAAUAACUUACAACUUAGAUCUGAGAUGUUGGGAGUUAAAGAUUUUGGGUAGAAAUGGUGCCAAAGUUGAUGGUCAAAAAGUUAAUGUUGAAUCACCACCAACUCCUUUACAUUCAGGUGCUAUAUUAGAUAUUGGUGGUACUCAAAUGAUGUUCAUCUUGCCUGACUCCCCCCCAAAAAUUGAUAAACGCAUGAUGGAUUUAUGUUUAUCACGUUACAAAGUUAAUAUGUCAAAACAAAGAAGAGUAUCGAACCCAAUAAAUGGCAACGGUUUUUCAAAUAAUCCUUAUACUUAUUUCCCACAACAACAUACAUUAGUCCCGCAAACCAAUAAAACCUAUCAAAUGUUUGAUAAGCCUAUGAAUCAUUCACCUUCACAACUUUCUGCUAGUUCCUUACAAAGUAAUUUGGAUCAAGAUUUAUCUAGAGAAGAAUCAAAAGAUAUAAAACCUCCAUAUUCUUAUGCUACCAUGAUUACACAAGCUAUUUUAUCUAAUGAAAACGGUGUAAUGUCAUUAUCAGAAAUUUAUGAUUGGAUUGCAAGUCAUUACGCUUAUUAUAAAUAUUCAAAAACAGGUUGGCAGAAUUCUAUAAGGCAUAAUUUAUCAUUAAACAAAGCAUUUGAGAAAGUUCCAAGAAGACCGAAUGAACCAGGGAAAGGGAUGAAAUGGCAAAUCAGUGAAUCCUACAAAGAUGAAUUCUUGAAUAAAAUUCAAAAUGGUUCAAUUUCUAAAGCUAGAAGAGGUUCUUCAGUUUCAAGGCAAUUACAAUUACACUUGGCCACUCAUCAAUCAUUACCUGAAUCUAAUAAGUACUACACAAGAGAUGAUAAAAGACUCCAAUAUGAUUAUUCUUAUCCUCCUCAAUCAAAUCAAUCAGGUCAACCCCAAAAUUUAAUCGAUCAAUCACAACCAAUGGUACCACAGAUGCAAGUACCUCCACUAAUGUAUAAUAUACCCGACCAAUCACCAAUGAGAUUAGAUUUGAAUACUCCUAAAUUACCAAAGGUUAAUAAUAAUUUAUUUAAUUUACCCCCUCCAAAUUCAGGUCCUGGUCAUUCAAGACUGAAUUCAUAUAAUCAAUUAGAUCGUCUGAACUCCUAUCAACCUGACUCGAUUACAAGUGAAUCUAUUGGUAAUUCAGAAGUUUUAGGCUUCACCAGUCCUAAAAAAGUUCAACAGCUCGAAGCUUUCACUCCCGAAAGAGGUUCAAAAUCAGUUAAAUUAAUACCCGGGUUGAAUAACCAGUCUUCUCCUGCAUUUUGGAAUUUUGUGCAAUUCAGCACUCCUAAUGGUCAAACCCCCAUGAGAAAAGAUGGUGAUGAAAAUGGCGGAAGUCCUUCUUUAAGAAAAGUUGUUGACGAUAAAUUGUCUCCUUUGAAGAAAGAAAGUACUUAG
This is a messenger RNA of Yamadazyma jaroonii, 1728 nucleotides long. NCBI's taxonomy places the organism in Eukaryota, Fungi, Ascomycota, Pichiomycetes, Serinales, Debaryomycetaceae. The record is from the annotation of a GenBank genome assembly.